CACAACGUGCUGGCCAGUGGUAAACAUUGACGAUGGUACUUCAGAGAAUAGUAAAGCCCAAGACACAACAAGGCAAACGUUUCCUUGAAAAACGUGAACCCAAACUGAUAGAGAAUGACAAACAGGCCAUGUUUAUUAAAGGUGGAAACACAAGUGAUGCCAUCUCGCAGGUUCUUAAAGAACUGUAUGUUUUAAAGAAGCCCAAUGCUGUGUCGUUUAAAAGAAAGAACAUUUUGAGACCAUUUGAAGAUGAAACACCUCUGGAAUUUUUUGCUAAGAAGACAGAUGCCUCUCUUUUUAUGUUUGGUUCACACAAUAAGAAAAGACCAAACAACCUUGUAAUGGGUCGAUUCUUUGACUUUCAUAUUUUGGACAUGAUUGAACUAGGUGUAGAGAAAUUUGUUUCGAUGGCAGAUUUUCCUGGAGGCAAAUGUUCAGAAGGCACAAAGCCAUGUUUGAUGUUUGCUGGGGAGACAUUUGAAAAAGAUCUAGAAUACCAGAGGCUGAAAAAUCUACUCGUUGAUUUCUUCCGAGGCCCAGUAGUAUCUCAGGUCCGAUUGGCCGGACUGGAACAUGUGAUCAUGAUUACGGCCGUGGAGGGACAAAUCCUCCUCAGAAACUACAGAGUGUUGCUAAAGAAGUCUGGCAGUAAGACACCCCGGAUUGAGUUGGAGGAGAUAGGACCCUCACUGGACCUCAGGAUGAGGAGGACCAAGCUAGCCUCGGAGGACCUCUACAGGAGGGCCCUCAAACAGCCCAAAACCAUCAAGCCAAGGAAAAAGAAAAAUGUAUCACAUGAUGCUUUUGGAUCUAAGCUUGGAACAAUCCACAUGACAAAACAGAAUCUAGAUAAGUUACAGACAAGGAAAAUGAAAGGACUGAAAGCUCAGAAACGGAAAUCUAGUACAGGAGAGGGACAGUCAAGUGCAAAAAGGUCCAAGGAGACUGAAACAUGAAAGUGUGCACAAAUUUUAGCUCAAUCAAUGAUUAAAACGAAACAUAAUACAGAAAAAAAUGAAACAACAUAAACAGACAGCUUCGGAUAUCAUAUUUUUGUUUUACACAUGUCAGUCAUGGGUUACAAAAGCAUUUUUAUAAUGCCAAGCACAUAACAACCUAAUGAACUAUGUCCUUAUUAUUACUUUAUUAUUAAAGGCUUAUGUGUAAUAAAUCUGAUCAGAUACUUUAUAA
This is a messenger RNA of Saccostrea cuccullata (small rock oyster), 1191 nucleotides long. RefSeq names its product ribosome production factor 2 homolog. NCBI's taxonomy places the organism in Eukaryota, Metazoa, Mollusca, Bivalvia, Ostreida, Ostreidae. Gene Ontology annotation, biological process: ribosomal large subunit assembly; maturation of LSU-rRNA from tricistronic rRNA transcript (SSU-rRNA, 5.8S rRNA, LSU-rRNA). The record is from RefSeq and is a predicted model, not a curated record. The transcript is spliced from 10 exons. Gene Ontology annotation, cellular component: nucleolus. Bases 33 to 956 code for a protein of 307 amino acids. Gene Ontology annotation, molecular function: rRNA binding.